Molecule: messenger RNA, 1101 nt
Organism: Diachasma alloeum
Lineage: Eukaryota; Metazoa; Arthropoda; Insecta; Hymenoptera; Braconidae
Product: carbohydrate sulfotransferase 11
Exons: 4
Coding region: 1-1029 (342 amino acids)
Biological process (GO): carbohydrate biosynthetic process
Cellular component (GO): membrane
Molecular function (GO): sulfotransferase activity
Source: RefSeq, a predicted model, not a curated record
AUGAGCUCAAAAAAGUAUCUCCCAAAAUAUGCCCUCUGCUUGAUUCUAUACAUCUCAAUCUGCCUUUUACUGCUUCUAAUCAAGAUUAAUCAUUCGUCUCGUGAAAAAUCGGUGGCCCACGAGUUGAGCAAUUUGAGUUAUCCCGUGACGUUGAGUGGCAUUUCGAUAGAAUCCUACGAUACGUCAAUCGAUGCCCAGGCCAUUGAAUCGUCUCUCCAGCGUAUCGCCGAUGUUUGUGAAAAAUAUAAUAAAAUAUCAAGUUUGGAGAGGAAACAUUUUUUUCAUGCUCCAUCACACAGUGCGCUAUUCUGCUGGAUUCGAAAAGUUGCGUCGACGAGUUUCACGAAAAUGUUCGCGGAACUUCGGGGAAUCCAGAUGCAGAGGAAUUAUUACAAGGCAAGUGAAGUAUUAUCCCCCGAGAGUGUGGAAGAAUUGCUAAACCUCAUAGACGACAUGGGAGUAUUUAAAUUCCUAGCAGUCCGUCAUCCCUUCGAGCGCCUGGUCUCCUCCUACAGAAGUAGAAUCGCGGAUAACUCCAAGUACAGUGCCCAGGCCUGGACAUUCGUCCCCCGGAUAUUCUCCCUAACCCGUCCCGAGCUCUUCCAUUUCAACGAAACAAUUCAAAGUCCAAUGCAGCAAAUAUUCCACAACAAUAGAAGAUUGAAACUUGUGCCAACAUUCGAGGAGUUUGUGCUGUGGCUGCUGAAACAAUCGGACGAGAAUGACGACGAACACUGGAGUCCCUACCACUCCCACUGUUCAAUAUGUCAAAUGCAUUUUGAUUAUGUUCUAAAAGUUGAUGAUGAAUUGAUUCACGAGUUCCACACUAUUUUAACAAAACUCAAUCCCAAAGGCAAGAGAUGGAACUUGAUGAAACUGGGACAAACACGUGGGGGCUCAACGAAUUUCAAACGUACUUGCAAUUAUUUAUCGACAUUGACUCCCGAUACGAUAGAGAAAUUGUACGAACGAUACAGGAUUGACUUUGACAUGUUUGAUUACAGCCUGAGGCUGGCUAAUAUUUCAUGAAAAACAGAUGAAAAUAUUUCGAGUAAUGAUGCAAGCCCGUUAUACGGAAAACUGUAUCCAAUUUAAUUAUUU